AUGGCGGUGGCUGCGUGGCUUCAGGUGGUGCCUGUCAUUCUUCUCCUCCUAGGCGCUCGAACGUCCCCCUUGUCGCUUUUCAGUGUAGGGCCGGCACCUGUCGCUGCUGCCGGGCGAUCCAAGUGGCACAUUCCGAUACCGUCGGCGAAAAAUUAUUUUAGUUUUGGAAAGAUCCUCUUCAAAAAUACCACUAUCUUCCUGAAAUUUGAUGGAGAACCUUGUGAUGCAUCUUUGAAUAUAACAUGGUAUCUGAAAAGUGCUGACUGUUACAAUGAAAUCUACAACUUCAAGUUGGAAGAAGUGGACACAUACUUGGAAAACCUUAAGGAAAAAAAAGACUUGUCUGGGAAAUAUGAAACAUCAUCAAAAUUGUUCCAGAACUGCAGUGAACUCUUUAAAGCACAGAGCUUUUCUGGAGAUACUGUGCAUAGAUUGCCUCUUUUAGGAGAAAGACAGGAGGCUAAGGAGAAUGGAACAAAUCUUACCUUUACUGGAGACAAAACUGUAAUGCAUGAUCCAUUGAAAACUUGGCAAGAUGCACCAUACAUUUUUAUUGUACAUGUUGGCAUAUCAUCCUCCAAGGAAUCAUCAAAAGAAAAUUCACGAAGUAAUCUUUUUACCAUGACUGUUGAAGUGAAAGGUCCCUAUGAAUACCUCACGCUUGAAGAAUACCCACUGAUGAUUUUUUUCAUGGUGAUGUGUAUUGUAUAUGUCCUGUUUGGUGUUCUGUGGCUGGCGUGGUCUGCUUGCUAUUGGAGAGAUCUCCUGAGAAUUCAGUUUUGGAUUGGUGCUGUCAUCUUUCUGGGAAUGCUUGAGAAAGCUGUCUUCUAUGCAGAAUUUCAAAACAUCCGAUACAAAGGAGAAUCUGUCCAGGGUGCCCUAAUCCUUGCAGAGCUGCUUUCUGCAGUUAAACGCUCACUGGCUCGAACCCUGGUCAUCAUAGUCAGUCUGGGAUAUGGCAUAGUCAAGCCUCGCCUUGGAGUCACUCUUCACAAGGUUGUGGUAGCAGGGGCCCUUUAUCUUUUGUUCUCUGGCAUGGAAGGGGUCCUCAGAGUUACUGGGUAUUUUUCGUAUCCCUUGACUUUGAUAGUAAACCUGGCCCUCUCAGCAAUUGAUGCCUGUAUUAUUUUAUGGAUAUUUAUUAGCCUGACUCAAACAAUGAAGCUAUUAAAACUUAGGAGGAACAUCGUAAAACUCUCUUUGUAUCGACAUUUCACCAACACACUUAUCUUAGCAGUGGCAGCGUCUAUUGUGUUUAUCAUCUGGACAACCAUGAAGUUCAGGAUAGUGACUUGUCAGUCGGAUUGGCGGGAGCUGUGGGUGGAUGAUGCCAUCUGGCGGUUGCUGUUCUCCAUGAUCCUGUUUGUCAUCAUGGUUCUCUGGCGACCAUCCGCGAAUAACCAAAGGUUUGCCUUUUCACCAUUGUCUGAGGAAGAGGAGGAGGAUGAACAAAAGGAACCUAUGCUGAAAGAAAGCUUUGAAGGAAUGAAAAUGAGAAGUACUAAACAAGAACCAAAUGGAAAUAGUAAAGUAAAUAAAGCACAGGAAGAUGAUUUAAAGUGGGUAGAAGAAAAUGUUCCUUCUUCUGUGACAGAUGUAGCACUUCCUGCCCUUUUGGAUUCAGAUGAGGAACGAAUGAUCACACACUUCGAAAGGUCCAAAAUGGAGUAAAGAAUGGGAAGAUUUGCAACUGAGGAUGGCUAGUACCUGGAAAGAGAUCAGCUUCUAUGUUAGUCACUGCACUGCUCCAUGGGAUUAAAGGAGGCAAUGACAUCUUGAUCUGUUCCUUGAUCUUUGUGCAUUGGAGCUGGCGAGAGGUGUUGGAACAAGGAGAACACACUCUUGAAAACAAGUUCAUAGGAUGAAAAGAAUCUACAAGUUUUCUAUUUGCAGCAUUGAUGCCCCUUUCCCUCCCACACCCUGACAUGGAUGUUUAUGCAACUUGUGUAUGUUGUUCCUAAACCUUCUAUAAUGUUUAAAUUGUUUAAUCUGUCAAACUAAAAAAUUUAACAUCCUCUGAAGAACUGUGACAUCAACGCCAUAAUACGUAAUAUCCAGGAGCAACUGCCUGUAAUUUUUAUUUAUUUAGGGAAUUACGUAGGUGAUGGGUGAAAUUGUUAAUUAUCUUUGCAUUUCCUGGGAAGCCAAGGUUAAAUCUUGCAGAGGUAGUUUAGAGGAAAAAAAAAAGUCCUGCGUUAAGGAGCCACAGUUCUAUCAGUGAUUAAAACAACAACAACAAAGGGAGAGAGAGAGACUGUUACAGUGUGAUUUAGAUCAUUUGAAGAAGCAAAAUCAAGUGCAAUUUUGUUUACAAAUGGUGUAUAUUAAAGAUUUUUCUAUUUCAGAUGUACUUUAGAGAGAAAUAUUAGCUUAACUCUUUUGACAUCUGCUAUUGUGACACAUCCCAUUGCUGGCAAUGUGGUGCACACUCCAGAACUUUUAACUACUGUUUUGUAAGCCUUCAAGGGCAGCAUUGUGGAGUCCUGGGCAGUGCUUUGUUUGCCUUCAUGCCUUUCACUGGGUGUUGCACUAGAUGCAGAAAGGCACUCCAUCAUAAGUGCAUGUGAGUGAGCACCCUGCUAAAGGGAUUAUAUGCUUCAGAAGAAGGAGCUAAUAUAAAGGAAACAGGUCCUUCUUUCUUAAACAGUUUUUUCUGCAUGAAAUAAUGUGGAGGCCCUGGACUGCUGCUCAUUUUUUAGGAUUGACUGUACUUGUAUCUCGUGUUGGCUUAGGGAUGGUUUAUAAGAAACAUCACAAGGUGAUGGGAUUCAUUUGAAGCACUAUUAUUUGUUCAAAUGAUUUUGUCCAAUUUUGCCUUCCCAAGAUUUUUUGUUCUACAUAGAAAGUUCAUGCCACUUUUUAAUAUUAAAAAGUUUUAACAAAA
Cervus elaphus (red deer) is the source of this 2884-nucleotide messenger RNA. RefSeq names its product transmembrane protein 87A (gene TMEM87A). The record is from RefSeq and is a predicted model, not a curated record. The transcript has 20 exons. NCBI's taxonomy places the organism in Eukaryota, Metazoa, Chordata, Mammalia, Artiodactyla, Cervidae. Gene Ontology annotation, cellular component: Golgi apparatus; Golgi cisterna membrane. Bases 1 to 1671 code for a protein of 556 amino acids. Gene Ontology annotation, biological process: retrograde transport, endosome to Golgi.